Hermetia illucens (black soldier fly) is the source of this 744-nucleotide messenger RNA. RefSeq lists its product as uncharacterized. Lineage: Eukaryota; Metazoa; Arthropoda; Insecta; Diptera; Stratiomyidae. The record is from RefSeq and is a predicted model, not a curated record. Bases 183 to 638 code for a protein of 151 amino acids. The transcript has 3 exons.
UUUGGCACCAAUUUUCUGUAGACUUAAGUGUCCGCUUUCCGUUGAGCUGGUAGGUCGUCUUCUCCCAAGUCUCGUCGAGAAGAAGUUCAUCGAAAAGAUAUUUCAUCUGAAAGUCUGCCGUUAAGAUACUUUCCAGUAACUUGUCUUAAUAUCAAGAGUUUCUGCAGUGUAAAGAAGUGAAAAUGAUCUGCAAGUUUGGCUUGUUCGUUACGAUUUGUGUAACUAUUUCCGCGGCUCAAAAUUUGAUCCCACAAGAUCAAAAGUGUGCCAAAAACGGUGAAUAUUGCCAGAAUCAUUGGGACUGUUGUUCAAAUAGCUGCUUAAGUUACCUGUACAAAUGUGUGAAAUCGUACAAUCAACCACUUCCUGGCGAGGCACCAAUAGUUCUCACACUAAAUGUAAGGCAAGACGUUCCCGGUGACAGUAUGACUCUGCAGCAGUUAAUUGAUAGAUUAUUUGGACCAACCAUACGCCCCCAAGGAGCCUUGGCUACUCGUUUUGAUACGGCCGAUAUGAAUACUCAGGCUCCUUUUGAAGGAGUUAUUUCAAACUGCAAAACAGUUGGUUCAAAGUGUUUCCAAAACGAUGAAUGCUGCACGAAUGUAUGUCAUGGAUUCCUCCACCAAUGCGUAACAUAAGAAAUAAUGGUACUUAAAGUACAUACACAGCCAAUACAUUAUACCCAGAAUAAAUUAAUAGAUUAAGAAUCUAAAUUAUCACAUAUUAUAUGUGUAUCAUAUUUCA